Pseudo-nitzschia multistriata is the source of this 961-nucleotide messenger RNA. NCBI's taxonomy places the organism in Eukaryota, Bacillariophyta, Bacillariophyceae, Bacillariales, Bacillariaceae. The record is from the annotation of a GenBank genome assembly.
CCCGGAGGACGAAUUCCGAAACCAAACCGUUCCCGAUUUCUCGGCAAUCGAAGAAAAUCACCUACCUCUUGUGGUGCAACAAAGGAAAGGGUCCCAAUCGAUGCGCCGUGGGACACAAGCCACGAGGCAAAUUGCUUUUCCGCGCGUCUCUUCGUCCGCAAGGAGCCAAGGCGGGAAUGCCAAGAACCCGGAGGGAUACAGCAACACCCCCAUUCGCACCGCGACGAUGGAAUCCGCCGUGACGGAGUGCGGAACGAAACGGACGCGAACGCGAGGCAGCCUCCCCGACGGGGAGAUCGGACCCGGCAGCGGUACUCUUUGCGUCGCCCCGGUCGUCGAAGCCGCCUGCUUCCUGGAGUUCCGGCGGUCGACCCUCCACCGGUUCCCGGCCCUCUCGUGGCUGGGACCCUCGGUCAUGGCCGUGUACUGGUUCAAGGAAUACCUCAACAAGCCGGCGUUUGGCUGGGUCCGCUGCCCGGCAGGGCCGUCCCCUUCCCCACUGCCCACCAAAGACCGAAGGCCCGCGCACCGCCGCCGCCAGCGGGCGCCGCCGGGGCGCCGUUCCGGCGGGCGGUUCUGGUUCGUCCCCGGGCAGUACCUCCGUUCGGGCAAGGGCAUCGCUGUUGCGACCCCGGACCGGGAAAGGGCGGUCCGGGGGGUCCUGGAAGUCGGCACCCCGGGCGUCCACUUUGCGACCUCCUACACCGGCGUGUACAACCUCUUGCGGAGGUACGGGCGGUUCGGGGUGGCGGAUCCGGGCGGGACGGAAGGGGACCGGGGGGGCAAGCGGGCCCGGAGCGACAGGGGCCCGCCGCAGGGGGGGGGACCCCCAGGCAUCGUUCCGUGUGGGUACGCCGGACCCCCCCUGCCCGGCGGGGACCGAGGCCGGCGACCAAGCAGCGCUGUACGAAACUAAAAAAGAAUUACUAGUGUAGAACAGGAAUGAAUGGAUUCGUCUUUU